GAAACUAGAGUUGACAUGAGACAACUUCAUUUAGCCUUCCUUCUUCUCGUUUUCUCACGGCAAACAACAGCAUAAGCUGACAAAGUAAAGAGAUUGAAAUCAAACUAGUUCUUUCCGAGUCCAUCUUCCUUCCCCGUGAAAUCUUUUACUCCAUUUUAUUACAUUACCCACUUGUCAGUUUCUCUUUUAUGAUUUGGUCCCCAUUCACUCACUUACCCUUUAUGUCUCCUAAACCACACUCCCAAUCCAACUAAUCUAAACUAAACCCACACAAACAAACGAUGACUCUCCCUUUCUUUCUCUUCUUCUCCAUACUCACCACAGUUUCCACCGCUCUCCCAUACGGUAUCUCCUACCACAUUGACUGUGGCACUCCAACAAACACCACCGAUUCCUUCAACACAACCUGGCUCUCCGACCGUUUCUUCACCGGAGGAACUACCGGGAUCGUCUCUGAGCCUCUCCGUUUCCACCACCACCACGAGAAGACUCUCCGCUUCUUCCCUAUUUCUUCCGGUAAGAAGAACUGCUACACCGUUCCUUUACUCUCCACCUCCUCACGCUACCUCCUCCGCACCUUUGUUGUCUAUGAUAACUACGACGGCAAGUCUCACCCUCCCUCCUUUGACGUCUCCGUCUCUGGCACCGUCGUCUUUUCCUGGCGUUCUCCUUGGCCUGAAUCCCUCGCCCGUGACGGUGCCUAUGCGGACCUAUUCGCUUCCUUCCAAGAACAAGCCCUAAUCUGCUUCUACAGCUUCGCCACCGAUCCUCCCGUCGUUUCCUCGCUUGAGCUCUUUGCCGUCGAUCCCGCUUCUUACGGUUCCGCUUCCAUUGCCAACAAUGAUACCAUACUUGUUAACUAUGGUCGACUCUCUUGCGGCUCCAAUCAGUGGGGUCCGGGCUUCACAAACGAUGCGGACAGGUUUGGAAGGUCGUGGCAAUCCGAUUCCGAGUAUCGAACCAGAGUCGCCGGCCAGAACAAGGUAGUUGCGGUAUCCACCAGGAGUAGCAUUCUGGGAGCUGAUCAGAAGCCCAAUUACUUCCCGACGAAGCUGUACCAAACCGCAGCAACUACGGCGGAGACUGCCGAGGAGGGCGGUGGCGUGUUGGAGUACGAAUUGAACGUGGAUGCUAAAUUGGAUUACCUCGUGUGGCUGCAUUUUGCUGAGAUCGAGGAUAGGGUGAGGAAGGCUGGAGAGAGGGUGUUUGAUGUGUUCGUCAAUGGCGACAAUCUGACAAGACUGGAUAUUUACAAGCAAGCGGGAGGUUUAGCUGCGUUUACUUGGCAUCACACGGUGAAAAAUUUGAGUAGCAGCUCGUUGAGUGUGAAGCUUGUUGGAGUUGUGGGUGCACCUCUCAUCUGUGGGAUUGAGAAUUAUGCUUUGGUCCCUGGCGAUCCUUCUACAGUUCCUCAGCAAGUGAUUGCCAUGAAAGCAUUGAAGGAUUCUCUUCGGGUUCCUGAAAGAAUGGGUUGGAAUGGUGAUCCCUGUGCUCCUACUAAUUGGGAUGCUUGGGAGGGAGUUACCUGCCGUAUGAGUAAGGAUAAUACUGCUCUUGUCAUAAGUCAAAUAGAUCUGGGCAGUCAAGGCUUGAAAGGGUUCAUAAGCGACCAGAUUAGUCUUUUGUCGGACUUGGUAAGCCUGAACUUGAGCUCUAAUUUGUUGAUGGGUGAAGUACCGUCUGGCCUUGGUCAAAAAUCCCUAAUACACCUGGACUUGUCCAACAAUCAAUUAACAGGCUCAAUUCCAGAUAGUAUAGCUUCUUCAAGUUUGCAGCUUGUGUUAUUGAAUGGUAACUUAUUGGAAGGGCAAGUGCCGGAUGAACUCUAUUCUAUUGGUGUGCAUGGUGGAGCCAUUGACCUCUCCAGCAACAAAGGUUUGUGCGGUGUACCAUCUCUGCCAGCUUGUCCUAUGUUUUGGAAGAAUGGAAGAUUAUCUACUGAGGGAAAAAUUGCUAUAGGCUUGUCUAGUCUUUUCGUUUUCUGUUUAAUACUACUGCUGGUCUAUAUCUAUAUCAGGAGGAGAAGGAAUGAUUAUGACUUUGCUCUGCCUCACGAAUUAACAGCAUUAGCCGCCAAAAGAAACCGAUAUCAGAGGCAAAAAUCCUUGAUGGUUCUUGAGAUGGAGAGUCAACACGCGAAGGGACUGCCUUCACCUUCUGCCACACAAUAACCAUUUAUUUUUCAAUGGAAAUGGAAUAUUGUUUGUCAUAAUUUUCUGCUAAACAUAUACUGACACAGCUUAGAGAAAGGGUUUCAAUUGUUUCUGCGCCAAUGCCAAACCACGAUGUGACAACAAUGCAUCUAUAGAAGGAGAAAUUGCUCUUGGGGCCUAUCGUUCUCGUACAACUUUGUCUUGUCAAAGAUUCUGGAUACCACUUAUUAUGCAUGUUCUGUGAUUAGUUGUUCCAGGACCCAUCAAACAAAAGCAUUAGCCGUAGCCUUUGCUGAAUGUGAUGCCAACGAUACAUCAAUAUAUGAAAUUUGAUUUUAGAGCCACAAUUCAGUGUACAUAUUUUGCACAUCAGUUCUGCUUGGCUCCUUUAACUAUACUGAUUUAUAUAGCUACUAAGAAGUGACUGGACCUUAUUGUACAUGGUAUUUCAAGCUUCUUCAUUCAUUUACACCGUGACUUAAACUA
Molecule: messenger RNA, 2639 nt
Organism: Lathyrus oleraceus (garden pea)
Lineage: Eukaryota; Viridiplantae; Streptophyta; Magnoliopsida; Fabales; Fabaceae
Product: receptor-like protein 4
Exons: 9
Coding region: 282-2171 (629 amino acids)
Molecular function (GO): protein binding
Source: RefSeq, a predicted model, not a curated record